Messenger RNA from Ceutorhynchus assimilis (cabbage seed weevil), 794 nucleotides. The record is from the annotation of a GenBank genome assembly. Lineage: Eukaryota; Metazoa; Arthropoda; Insecta; Coleoptera; Curculionidae.
AAUAUGUUGAACAUAACAGUGUCUUUGUUGUUAUCCGGACUUUUAUUGUCUGACAUCCGCCCAAUCCCUUCGGUAGACACCGAAGAUCAGACACAAGUUCAAUUCAACGGUUUUGCUAAAACAACAAGAUACUGGGAUUGCUGUAAGCCAUCAUGUUCAUGGUCUGCUAACGUCCAUGAAUCGAAACCAGUGGACUCUUGUCAAAUGAACGGAGUUCGAAGAAUCAACAAUCAAGCACAAUCUGGAUGCAAUGGAGGGCCAGCUUUUACCUGUAACAACCAGCAACCUUGGAAAGUUAACAACAAUUUGGCCUAUGGAUUUGUAGCUGGAUCCUUUAAGGGAGGAGUGGAUAAUAGUAGAUGUUGCACAUGUUACAAACUAAAGUUUCGCAAUCCUCGUGGAAAGGUAAUGAUAGUUCAAGUAAUAAAUACUGGUGGUGACUUAGGUCACAACCAUUUCGAUAUUCAGAUUCCUGGAGGUGGUGUAGGUGUUUUCAACCAAGGCUGCCAUAAACAAUGGAAUGCACCCUGGGACGGUUGGGGUAAACGGUAUGGCGGAGUUGGCUUAGAACGUGAAUGCGAUCAACUACCAUGGCAACUGAGGGAUGGUUGUAAAUUUCGUUGGAGGUUUUUGCAAGGAGCUGAUAACCCUGACGUGGAUUUUGAACAGGUUGGCUGUCCAAAUGAGUUGGUUUCAAGAACGAAUUGCAAGAAAUAAUUCAUGCAUAUACUUACACUAAAUAAAUUAUUUAAUAAAGGAAUAGCAUUUGGAUUGGUAGUUUUGACUAGGCUUUG